CCAAAUCCCGGAAAAAUGUAAAGCCCAUAAAAAUCAUAAGAAAAGCAUCAGCAAACAGUACUCAUUAAUAAAAGCUGAAAAGAAGAAAACAAGAUCCACCUCGAACCUCUCUCCACUCUCCUCCUCCUCCUCUUCUACCUCCUCCGCCCACCACUCUUCUCCCUCUCCUAUCUCUCUUGGGUUGGAGCCAAUUCUGGAGAGGGAAGGGGGGAAAGCAAAGAUCUCAUCAAACAGACCAAACCCAUCUUAGAUUCUUGGUAUUUGCAUGUGUGUGUGUGAGGAGGGGGUUGUCUUUCCCUUUUGUUUCUUCAACUGUUGUUGUUGUUGUUGUUGUCUCUUGUCGUAUAAUUUUUCUCCCAAAAAGCCUUGAAUCCUUCCCAGGAAUAGGAAUUAGCUCAGGACAAAAGAAGAGAGGAGAAACAGUUGAGAAAGUAAUAUGAGGGAAGAGGACUCCAAUUGGUUCUCCAGAUGGGAAGAAGAGCUGCCGUCCCCUGAAGAGUUGAUGCCCCUCUCCCAAACCCUAAUCACCCCUGAUCUUGCUUUGGCCUUUGACAUCCCAAACCCCACCAACAACACCCACAACCACAACAAUAAUACCCCAACACAGCAACAAGCGCCGCCGCCGACCCCGCCUCCUCCUUCCAAUCCUUUGCCCACUUCCGCCGCCACUCCUCCCCACCCCAACUCUGCCGAGUUCGGUGCCGAUUCGGCGGACUUGGGUUCUGGGGCCGCCGGCGAGGAGCCCGCGCGGACCCUCAAGCGGCCGCGCCUCGUUUGGACGCCGCAGCUCCACAAGCGGUUUGUGGACGCCGUGGCGCACUUGGGGAUCAAGAAUGCGGUCCCCAAGACCAUAAUGCAGCUGAUGAGUGUGGAUGGGCUUACUAGGGAGAACGUGGCCAGUCAUUUGCAGAAGUACCGCCUCUAUCUCAAGCGAAUGCAGGGGCUUUCUGGCGGCAGCGGGGGCGCCGGUGGCGGUGGUGGCGCCGGUGGAUUGACUGCAGCCCCUGAUCCUGCCACUGACCAUUUGUUCGCGAGCUCGCCAGUGCCGCCACAUUUCCUGCAUCCGGGUCGAUCCAAUUCGGAGCAUUUCUUGCCGUUCGUGCCGGUGGCUGCUCUGCAGCAGCAGCAGCAGAUGGCGGCGGUAGCAGCAGCGGCCGCGCACCCACAGCUGCAGACUCAGUAUCACAGGCAGGUGGGGCAUUUUGGGUCGCCGCCGAAUGGGCAGUUUGAGCAUCCAUUUCUGAGUAGGCAGUCGCAGACAGUGCAUAGGAUGGGGGCGCCAGUGCACAAUCCGGUACCAGGGUAUGUGGAGGACUUGGAAUCGGCUAAUGGGAGAGGAGGGAGGAAGGUUCUUACACUUUUUCCAACUGGGGAUGAUUGAAUUUGGGUAAUUGUUAAUGCCUCUUUAAACGUCUUAGUUUUUCUUAUUAUUCGGUUUCUGGGUAUUUGUGAUAUUUGGUGUCUGGUGGUACUUGUCAGAUUUUGGUUCUGCUUAGACAUUUUAUUACUUAUUUGUUGUAUUAGUUGUUCUUAGUAAACUUGGUGAUACUUAGUGGUCUUGGCCUUCCGUUGAAAUCCAAACAUCUCUGGGUCCAAUAAUUUCGGUUCAUUAAGCUUCAGCUGCCAAUUGGGUUGUCUUUGACCAUCCUUUAUGAAGUUAGCAUUGGUGGGUAGUGUCAGUUCUGGUGUCCUUCAGUUCUGUGGACUUCUACAUGUAUAAUUCACAUUGUUUCUGGUGGUCUCUGUGAGCUUCUGGUGACGGAUAUUGAUCAUGAUGUCACUUUGGGCGGCAAUUACAUUUCUGAGCUCGUCAGUGGCUGCAACUAUUAUGGUGUCAUGGUAAUGAGUCAAUCUGGAUGUCUUAGAGGUUGAUAUAUCCCAUAGAAGUGUGGGAAUCGGUUGGUUUUCUACAUUUCAGAGUCUUCUCACUGGUGAAGGGUUCUUAUAGGCAUUAAUGGCGGGCAUGGCUGAAGCAUCAAAUGGACUAAACAUUGAGCUUGCGGGUGAGGAUAAAUAAUGCUGGCAAGUUGUAUUAUGUUUCUCUUGAAAUCCAAAAAUGGGGUUGGUAACCGUAGUUGGCACAUCUGGAACUGAGUUUAUAGGAAAUAUCCAGGAAUAUCUUAUGUGUAAGAAUUGUCUGAUGUUUCAUAGUCUAAUUUUAUGUAGAGGUGAGUUCUACUUGUUGUACAUUAUGUGACUCUAUAGAAGACUUAAAACCCCUGAUGCCAAGGGGGCCCUGAUUUUUAUUACAUCUUUGGACUUAUUUUAAUGUUCCAAGAACGUGAAAUUAGCUUAA
Messenger RNA from Corylus avellana, 2296 nucleotides. Its product is annotated as transcription factor MYBC1. Gene Ontology annotation, biological process: regulation of DNA-templated transcription. The record is from RefSeq and is a predicted model, not a curated record. Gene Ontology annotation, cellular component: nucleus. NCBI's taxonomy places the organism in Eukaryota, Viridiplantae, Streptophyta, Magnoliopsida, Fagales, Betulaceae. Gene Ontology annotation, molecular function: DNA binding; DNA-binding transcription factor activity.